Messenger RNA from Ostrinia nubilalis (European corn borer), 2741 nucleotides. RefSeq names its product protein FAM76A. Gene Ontology annotation, cellular component: nuclear speck. The transcript is spliced from 8 exons. Lineage: Eukaryota; Metazoa; Arthropoda; Insecta; Lepidoptera; Crambidae. The record is from RefSeq and is a predicted model, not a curated record. The coding region runs from base 130 to 1095 and encodes 321 amino acids.
AGACGCCAUUUUUCAGUUUUGAUUGUAGAAAUUUGUGCAUCCCUCAACAAUUUUCGUUCAUUGAUAGUUCUCACUAAAUUAUAAUUAGUACGCGUUUGUGUUUUUAAUUGAUACAUUUAUUAAAACAAUAUGAGUACCGCUGCGUCGACACCGUUAUUUGCGUGUUCUCGUUGUUUUUCAAGACAUCCUUUCGAAGAACUGUCUCCUGGAGAACAACUUUGUAAGGAAUGCCGUGGCUCGUUCCCCAUUGUCAAGUGCACCUACUGUCGCUCUGAGUUUCAACAAACAAGCAAGUCUAACACCUCAUCAAUUUGCAAGAAAUGUGAAGCUAAUGUGAAGGCCUAUGGAAAACCUACUGCAUGUGAAUAUUGCAACAUCAUUGCAGCGUUCAUUGGGAACAAAUGUCAGCGAUGCGUGAACUCCGAGCGCAAGUAUGGUCCUGCCGUGACUUGCGAGCAGUGCAAGCAACGCUGUGCGUUCGAUCGCCAUGAUGACAGUAAAAAGGUUGAUGGAAAGCUUCUAUGCUGGCUGUGUACUCAAUCGCUAAAACGAGCAUUGGCAAGGACUAAGCAGCAUCUAUCCUCUGUUGACAAACACAAGCACAGGGCUCACAAGUCUAAAAGCAGCCAUAAAGAAAAACGGAAGUCUGACAUGAUGAAGUCCAUGAAUGCAAGUGAUUCUUCCAUGAAUGAUUCCCAACCAUUGGAAAAGAAAUCUAAGCUGAAUCCCUUGCAAGGAGAGUUGGAUCCAAACAGUUCGGAUCACGUCGUGGCAAUGACUCAAUUGAAGGAAACUAUUGCUAGUCUGCAGAAAAAGGUGGCACAGAAAGACCAUGAGCUACUUGCCAAAGAUAAACUGAUCACCGAGCUGAAAGCCCAGCACCACAACAACACAACAGACCUGCGCAACGAAAUGAAGAACAAAGAGCGUCUGAACGAGACCAAGUUUAACCUCAUGAACACCAAGAUACAGAAUCUGCUGAAGGAAGUGGCCACUCUCAGCAAGUCUGCGAAGAAAAACAACAAGAACACUAAGGCCGCGCUCGCAGCCGCCGAAAACAGCGGCAGCGGCACCGACAGCCCCAGCACUAACUAGACAAUUCCAACACUUAGCAAGUUUAACGGCGCUCUGGUUGGCACAGCGGACGGUGGAACUCUAAAUUUAAGUUUUUAAUGCCGAAGGUAUUCUGAACAAUAAAAUUAUGUUAACUUUGGUCGCCACGCGGCUAACCGCCCCAGCCUCUUGAUAUUUUUUAGUGUAGUUUAUCUGUCAUUUUAACAGACUGGAGUUAUAAAUAAAAUAUAAUAUCCAGAAUUCGUUUAUCAUAUCUUAUCAAAUAAAGCUUGUUUUAUGGAAAACCGAGUCUGCCUUUGACCUCAAACACACCUCAUGGUAUCUUAUUCAAGCCUUUAUCAGUUACUUUUUCUCAGAUUUGUUGAUCUGAUUUAAAACAGUAUGAUAAACAUCGCAUCUGAAGUCAUCGAAUGGGAAUUGUGUAACAAAUCAUUUCCCCAUAGUAUUGGGCAUUACUCCCAUAGCGACAUGAAAUGGCGUUCAUCAUCAUCAUCAUCAUCAUUUCAGCCAUAGGACGUCCACUGCUGAACAUAGGAAAUGGCGUUACUUUUAAUUAUCUUACACGUGUCUAAAUAUUUGGUGGCUCCACAGAUAUGGAGGCUCAAUUAAGUUCAAUCAUGUUCACAUUUGCCGCUGUGCCAAACGUAGCGCUACUUUCUGUAUUAGAAUUACAGACAAAACUGGAAAAUAUUUUUCCUCUUAUUUUUUUACUCUACAAAUGAUUUUAUUUGUAGACUUUUAUAAGUGUAAGCGUAAGUAGGUUUCAAUUAAAUGACAUGUUAAUUUUUAAUUUAUUAAAUGCAACAUUAUUAUUCUUAGCGAUUUUACCCAAAGUACAGGUUAUGAUUAUUUAUUCAGUAGACGAAGCAAUAAAGCUAAGCGUCCACUCGUCGGUAUCGUACGCAACGAACGCAUCGUUCAAAAACACAUCGUAUCGGAUGUGCGAUGCGUACGAUGCGGACAGGUGGACGCUAGCCUUUAAAAGACCUUUUAGCAUAGUCACAAGAACGGGCUAACAAUGUUUGUUUUGUUUGUAAUUGAUCGGAAUUGGAAUCAUCACAAAUCUAUUGUUUCUGAACAUAUUUUACAUUGUUUUUAUAAACACGGAGUUUUGCUAUGGUUCUUACAUUGCCAUAAUGUAAUCAAAAGAUAGUGAAAUAUGUUUUACUCUAAUUUUAAUUUUAUUUAUGUGAUAAAAUAUGAAGUCAAGUGUUUUCAACUUCAUUGAAUUUCAUUGUAGAUGUUGCUAUUGUAAAAAUAUUAUCGAUUGUCUUAUGUGUCAGUGAAGGUCUUAAAUAAUGUGGGUUGAACUCUUAUUAGGUAUAAUUGAAAAAGUAUUGUAUUAUUGAACUGAUUUUUACUAUUAAUUAUCAUAUCAAAGUUGUACAAUAAUAAUGAUUAUUAUUUUCCUACAUUUGAGGGUUGCUACACAAUGGGUAAUAAUGUAACUACGAAUUACCUAGUCCUGUGUCAUCAUUUUAGUAAAUACGAAAAAUUUUAGCCAAUAAAUGUGUCGCUUUUUGUGAAAUGUUUAAAUCACUAAUAAAAGGAGACAAAAUUAUAGUUAAAAUGGUGUCACAAGACUAGUAUUUAUGAAUAAAAUUGUUAAGUCGUCAAACAACCUUUUAUCUACAUUACGCAAAGAAAAAUAAAUUGUAAAACAUUGA